AUGAAGGCAAACAAAAACGCCCCGAUGGAAACCGUCAAUGAUGAUUUGGCCUUUAUUCCUCCCAGCGUGGAUACGGCCCAGUUAGUCGCGGGCGAGUCUUACACAUACUACACGCCUUGUCCAGUGGCCAUCACCCCUCGUGGGGCAGCUGGUGAUGCUGGAGAGAGUACGCCAUGUGUGCUUGGUGUGGAUGAAGCUGGUCGCGGCCCAGUCAUUGGCCCGAUGGUAUACGGCCUUCUACUUGCCCAUCAAUCUUCACCAUCCUCUGCUUGCCCAGGAUCACAGUUUCGACGAUACAAUGGAUGCUACCAUCGAGAUCAUCCGGGGGUAGUCGAGGAGCGCAAGGUGAAUGUACAGGAAGUGUACAUCGAUACAAUUGGAAAUCCCACAACCUACCAACAGAAGUUGGAGAGGAUCUUCCCAUCCUUGAAGAUCACUGUUGCUAAGAAAGCGGAUUCCCUCUAUCCGUGCGUUAGUGCUGCCAGCGUGGCAGCCAAGGUGACGCGUGAUGUUGCGCUUGAGGUCCUGUACAAGGCAUUCAUUGAGGCCGAACAAGCCGACAACGCAUCAGAAGGUCUUGAAGGGUGGGGUAGUGGCUAUCCCUCGGACUCCAAGUGUGUUAAUUGGCUAAGACGGAACAUGGACCCAAUAUUUGGAUGGGGCAAUAAUGGUGCCGUUUUAGCUGGGGACAGUCAAGGAAAUGCUAGAAGCGAAGGGGGGACGCGGGUGGAUUGGCCUGACGAGGAAGAGGGUGUCAGUCAGCUAAAUGAAUUCCUUUUAGCUGCAGGGCCUGCCAAAGCCUCGGGCCGUACUGGUUUACGAGACUGGUAUGGAAGUAGACCAUCGGAGAUCAUUUGA
Molecule: messenger RNA, 858 nt
Organism: Penicillium chermesinum
Lineage: Eukaryota; Fungi; Ascomycota; Eurotiomycetes; Eurotiales; Aspergillaceae
Product: ribonuclease H2 catalytic subunit RNH201
Exons: 2
Coding region: 1-858 (285 amino acids)
Biological process (GO): mismatch repair; DNA replication, removal of RNA primer
Cellular component (GO): ribonuclease H2 complex
Molecular function (GO): RNA-DNA hybrid ribonuclease activity; RNA binding
Source: RefSeq, a predicted model, not a curated record